This is a messenger RNA of Sardina pilchardus (European sardine), 6898 nucleotides long. RefSeq lists its product as uncharacterized. The record is from RefSeq and is a predicted model, not a curated record. Lineage: Eukaryota; Metazoa; Chordata; Actinopteri; Clupeiformes; Clupeidae. The transcript has 6 exons. The coding region runs from base 5144 to 6340 and encodes 398 amino acids.
UAAAAAAUAAAAAAUAUAUAUUUUUUAAAUCCUAAAAACAUAUAAAAUAAUUAUAAAACAAUUAUGCAUGAAGAAAAACAUAAUAUACUAACUCUUUUAAUUAAAAUAGUAAUACAAGCCAUAUUUCAGGCGUCAAUUGCAGUAAAAUAUUAGCCUGGCUAACGCCUCCCACUGCUCAAAUGAGACGUGGUCUGGCAACCAGACGUUCAUUUUCUCGUAUUUGAAAAAAUGCCCAGAUCCGUUCAUUGGGCGCCACGGAUGUCUAUCAAAUGCGCAUAGCUCACCCAACUCGUUCGUAUGCAACGCUAAGGGCUGCCGUAAAUCCUUUGGCGUCGAAUGUAGACGCAAGAGGGCAACGGAAACUUCUCGGAUGUUCUGUGAUUGGUUCGCCAACAUCAGGCGAACAUUGGGGCGUUAGUUUCCAGACUGGCUUAGCAGCGGGAUUGAAAUCACCGCGCAAGGCAGUAUGGGAAAACCCAGGCUAGUAAAAUAUCUAAAUCGGGGGGGAAAUGGUAAGAAACUGGGGAAAAAAAUGGAGACAUAUUUUUUCUCGAAGUUCAAUGACCCUAGAACACAUUUCAAACAGUCUCCAAAAAUUAACAUUGAAAUCCCACAGAAAUACAUAGGCUCUCACACUAUUAACGGUGAUGUCAUCCUCGCAUAUGGUCUUCUCAAGCACAAAGAAGGGUGGAAUAUAACUUAUUACAGCUUAAAUCACAUCUACACUCCUCAAGCUUUCCAUGUUUCAAACAUUAUAGCAUAUUACAUUAUAGUCUAUAAGGCCUAAAGAAAACUCAUUUAUAAUGGAGCAAAGUAGCUAGGCCUACUCUAAACCAGAUAUGGCUGAAAUAUAUAGGCUAUCAUGAUCAUUUUGCCAACAAUGAUGUAGAACCAUGGAUUUUCUCAGUUCAUGACAUGUUUUGUUUGAACUUAAACCAACAUAAAGUUCUAAUUUUGACUACAUUAUUUAGUAUAGGCCUACUUGAUGAUAAUAUAUAGCCUGCCCCCUUACAGUCCUCUAGUCUUGUACAAUAGCCUAGUGAACCAUAUAGGCCUAUUGGUAUUGAUGCUGAUUGAAGAGGUUGCUUGAAGGUUGUUGAUAUUUAUUUAAGUUCCAUAGAAAAUCAAAUUGCACCACUCCCUCUCCUUCCAAAGUAACAUGUCCUACACCUCUCCUCCUACAAUAAAUCGUAGGCCUGUUAUACUGUAGGCUACUAUGCCAGGAUUGUGUAGGCUAGGCAUCAUAGUUUUACAAUUGCGCACACACUGAUGGAGAGCUAUAGGAUUAAAAUGCAGACUGUGCCUUUAAAUAGGCUACUUUUCCACUAAAAACUUUAUCUCAAUAUUAUGUACAAGACUGAUGUUUGCCAAGCAUGCCAAAGUCUUAAUCUCUUAGUAGCCUACUAUCAUCAUACGUUUUCGCAUAGUAGCCUACUACUACUAUCCCGAAAUAUGUUUUGAAUGACAUGGGGCGCACGGAGGUGAACGGCUGGACAAACGCGAAAUGACAAGGUGCUAAACAAUUUAGUAUACCUGUAGACAGGCUUUGUGGUUAAAAUGAUGAAAACCAGUAGGCCUAGGCUAGUCUGGCACAGUUUCAAGCACAGUAGCCUACACUAUAGUUUAUACGCACAGAAAAUAAAAGUCAAUAUAGGCUAUCAGCAUCACAAGAUUGCAGUCAUUAUCGGAAAAUCCUGACAAGUCAAACUGGACGCGAACGCGAGCAAAAAGCCAACAAAAAAACCAACUUCCUAAAUUAUGUAUUUUUAAAUAAAUAAUUUGACCUUUACCGUUUCAUGGCUUCUGCUAAGAAACAAAUAGCCUAGUGCAUCACACACAUCGAACACAUCGAUCAAACAUUCUUCAGAACGCAGAUCAACCCGUCUGCUUUCACUUUCAAUGAAAUCCACUAGAUAACGGACAAAGUUUGCAAUGAGUGAUAGCCUAUGAAUGAAAGAAGCACCAACCCCGCCGUAAUUGUCAGCGGACUACAUAGCAAUGAUGUUAGGCUACAGCAAUUUAUACAUGACGGGCCGCAAAUAAAUAACUUGAACAUUCUGCCAUAAAAAAAAAAAAAAAAAAAAGAAUCUCGGAGUCCACCGGCCCACAUGUGCACCGGCCCACCGGGCAUUUGCCCGACUGUACAGAUUGCCAGUCCGAGCCUGGACUUCGCUUAAACUGAAUAUACUGUUGCAAGUUCACUUGAGUAUAAACUACCCACUUUAACUAAGGUCACUAUAAUGUUAUUCAGGUAAUUGUCACUUCAGAGACAUUACACUUCUCCAUGUUACCUUAGCUAGGAGGCUAGCUAGCUCGCUAGUAACCAGACAGUAACUGGCAGCAGCAUUGUCUGAUAUUAAGUUAUUUUCUUAACAAAUCCAUGCACUGACAAUUACACUAGGCGACCAUGUUAGAACACUGCACAGAGUCGUUAAAACGAUCAACCAUCUGUGCAACAAACUGCGUCCAGCUAGGUCUCGUUAUAACUGCAGUUCAAAUGGCAUGCUAAUCGCGAUUAGCAUUUCGCUAAUUGGUUUUAACUUUGCAGAGCUGUUUAAUACUGAUUGCAAGGCAGUGAAAAGUAGGCUAAUUAAAUGCAUGGUCCUAGCAGAAGGACCAUGGAGUGGAGAGUGUCUUGUGUUACUAUUAUCGUUUAUCGCAACUCAUAUUGAGCUAGCAAGUCAAGCAGUGCAUAGAUAAAACUGGUGGCUCUGGUCAAGAUCCCCGAGCUUCCUUGCGCGCAUAACGUCAUUUAUCUGACCUGUUCACGUGACAUUUUAGUAUCGAUUAGUCCCGAGUAGACCCACCUCUGAAACAGCUACGAGUAGGUACUAAAAAUAGUAACUGCUCCACCAGCUAAUCCGCAGUCGAAAUGCUCCCAAACAGGGUAGAGUCGCACCGAGCCGUUAGCCUGACGACGUCAUACUCAAUUGACCCUUCCAGAAGUCCCGCCCUCCAUAGUUACUGUUGCUACGCCUGUCAAACUUUCGCACCUUGCCCGUCUAUUACAAUGGAGGAGACACGGGAUUUUUUAAACAAAUGUAAUUUACAAAGACAUCGCACCACACUGAAAGCUCAUAUUUGGUCACUAGCGAGCUACAUCUGUCCUCUGUCAACUACAGUUGCAUUUUCAGCUCUGAACAAAACCGUUCAUGAGUUAUUUAAGCAAAAGUCGAAGGUACGCGUUGUUUUCGAUGGUUCCUCCAGGCUAGUACGAAUGAAACGGGCGGGGGACAAAACUAGCAUAACGUUUUAAGCUAUACUUCCAUAACGUCAAUAUUUGACAACAUAACAUGAUUGGUACUUCAACUAGGUAUUAUUUUAGACAGAAUUGCUGACGGGCUAUACAUACGUCUCGUUGAAUGUCUGUUAAGAACUUUUUGCCGCCAUCGUGAAACGUAUCUCGCGGUUAUGGAAAUAUCACGCAAUAUGCAAAAUGUAAAAUUAGAAAAAUACGUAUUUCAAACUAUAUCAUGUCUUUAUAGUUCAACAUGUUAUUUCACCGUGAUUUCACGUGUUUGGGGGCACCACACAUCCAAAUAAAUGCCCUUAAUGGCCCACAGGCUAUGCAGUCUCCAUAGGUUAACAUGGCAAAAACUCGAAAGCUUGCCAGGCCUUGCUUGCCUAGUUACGGGUUGCUAAGCCACGAUUGGCCUGUGGCGGUUUUAGGGCGUGGCUCUGGAAGGGUCAAUUCUUAUCAGAAUAUGAGUCUGAAACUGCUCCAUUCAGCUGCGAUUAUGGGGCGUGAUUCAACCGAUACAGUGCGGGGGGGAUAGCUCUGCACUCAUUGGAUAGACCAAACCAAACAGAACAAGUUAUUGGCUGUCAGUAUCUGCGAAAUCUAAGACAGAAAUAUGUAGCAGGGUAGGCUAUGGAAAACAUCCUCCUUCGUUUUUAAAAAUAAUCCCUUCAAACUGUAUGCAAUGAACAGCUGGGGAAGUGUGUCGUUAACCCAACGAGCAAACAGACAUUUUUAAACAAACGGGAACAACAUCACCCAAACAUGCUGUUUUAACUGGGUGAAAGUGAAACUGAAGUUUUCCCACAUAUCCUCGUUGGUCUAAGUGUUCAGAAAUAGUUGUGCGAUUCCGUGAUAACACCUCCGUUUCAAUAGCUAAGAUAAACGAAAGGCCAAACUGCAUGAACAAAUUAUGCAUUCAUAGCCAUAGCGUUUCUGUUGCAAUCAAAAUCAACCUAAGCGAACAUGGUCUCACACCCAACUCGUUGAACGAGGACGCAUGCAGCCGUGAACGUCACUGCUGUUCAUAUGUCAAUCAUCACGUAAAGCCCGCCCUGUGAAAUGUGAUUGGUCCGGGCCGAAGUGUAUCUCGAAUAGUAGCAGCUGAACGGAGCAAUGCCAGACCGAAGUUCCCUGCAGAAAAAGAAUGGAGGCGGGGCUAAACUUCGGUCUGGCAUCCAGGCUACCGAGCCGUACCGUACCGUUACGAAAAUGCCCAGUGGAAAGACGCUAUAAGAUUAGACCCCCGCCAUCUCGGGUAGGACGUUCAUCGGGUACCCCAGCGGACGACACCUCACUCUCUCUAUUGUCUUGACUGUCAGCCUGAAACUUUGUUUUCGCUGUACUAUCAUUGCAAUAUUGGGAAUAAAGAUCAACAGUCUACAGAAGUCUCCUGUCUAUUGUCUCCUACGGACGCUAAUUGCUCCAGAGUGCUAUUUAUUAUAUAGUUAAGUGUUAAGUAUUAAUUAGUGAUAAUUGGAUUCGCAUAGUGGAAAAAUUUUCCACGACAAAAUUGGAGAUUCUCGACAGAGAUAUUGAAAAGGACUUAUCAAGAAAACAGUGACCGCCCCGGGUGAAGCAGGUCUCAGCAGCCGGUUCUCCAAGGGCCCUAAAAACAAGGUUAGCAAUUUUUGCUUAAACGGCUCAAUUUGGAAGAGACCGAAACUGGCAAGAAUAGAGCUGGUGAAAUCUCUUUAUGUGAGAGUGAUUUUGCGCAAAGAACUUCAUGAACAUGUUUGGUAUAGGGUCCGUGUAUAUUUUGGUAAUUGGAUUUUCUGUUUUUGAAUGGGAAUUAAAAAACAAAAAACGACUGGUUUGUUUGAUUUUCGUUUUAAAGCCCAAAACCAACAAUUGAAAAACGCAGCAUUUUUCUUUCAUUUUUAUUUUUUAAUUACACUUUAAAAAAUGAAAUUCAAAGUCAACACAAACGGAAAAACGGACCAAAAACAAGCAUUAUUCAUUUUUGAUUUUUGUCGCACCGGAAGUCAGACAGGAGCACAUGUCAUGGUCCAACCGGGACUGAAGAGGAGGACUAGCAUAGCAUCGACGACUACAGCAGUGAGUUGGAGAAAUAUGGAUCAAGUUCAAUACAAUUUAUUCAGGAAGAGUAAGCGGGUAAGCUUGCGUGAAGAGGACAUGACGGUCCUCAAGUUGAGCAGGAUCUUUCAGGUCUCCGUUGACAGUCUGUACCUUACAGACGACGCCAAUGUGGCGAUAUUUGCCAGCGAUUCGUCAGGAAUGUUCAGCUCACUGGACCUGUGUCCAAGGGGGCAUUAUGAAGUCCACGGGGAGGACGAUGUCGCCGCCCCAGGAUCAAGUACGGGGCAACGCUUUGCCUUCUCAAGGCCUCCGACUAGUACAGUGACCAGUGGCUCACUGCUGGGUGCCGCUGCUCUCCCCAGAGCCUCAAACAAAACGUUUCAAAGAUCCGUGUACCUCGCUGAGGCUCUUAGCGGCAAGCUCAGUGUGAGCCGGAUGGUCAUGGUGAGAUUUUCGGAAGCUGAGGCCUCUCCUCAGGGGAUCGCUGCCAAAGUGAAGGAAGCCAUUGGGAGUCCGGAGAAUUUGAUUUUGACGGAUUCUCAGGGGAAUGCUAUUGUGGAAUCGGAGGGAACAACAGGGUCACCUUAUUGGAGACAAAAUGCCAGAAAAGUUCUUGCUGUCCCAGAAAAAGACUUCACAGACCUGCAGGGCACCAAGAGGAGGAGAAUGAGCCGGAAAAACGAAGAGGUUGGAGGCAUUGCCGAGGUCACAGAAAAAAUUGAAGAGCUGGUUCUUGCAUCUCAGAGUCUCCCGGAUGUUACAUCAGCAAUCAGGGAGCUCACCGAUCUGGCUGCAGUUAAAAGACUGACCCUGACUCAAUCACAGCUACAGGCCAUUAAGCAUGGGUUCUCUUGUGCUAUUUGCUUGAAGUUGAUGACAGAUCCAAUCUUCACGCAGUGUUGCCAAACCCUCAUUGGCUGCAAAACUUGCGUGGAGGAGUGGCAUAGGAACUCCGACACCUGUGCAAAAUGUAGGGGAAGUGUUGAAGGAGACAGCAUGUUUGAAGUUAAGGGCCUAUCAGAGGCACUGUCUGUCCUGAGGUCUCUUUUUGAAGAGGAGUAAUAUGUAUUUGUUUACUCGCAAACAAGUAUUUUUAUUUUGUUUACCGAGUAUCGAGUGAUACAGAGUGUUUUUAUUUUGAUUUUAUUUUGUUUACCGAGUACUGAGUGUUUGUUGUUUUUAUUUUGUUUUAUUCUUUUUACGUGGGUCAGAGUUCAUACGCCCACUGCCACUAAUUCCACUCAUUUACAUUCUUAUAUUUUUUACAAAUCCCAACACAAAUGUUUACACAUUGCGCCGAGUUGUGGUAAUGAGAAAGAGAAGCGCCUCUUUGUAUGGUGUGCAAUCAUUGUUGACUGCUCUAGACAACAGUUCAGAAAUGUCAGAAUAUUGUUCUGCAAACUGGUUCUCAGCCAUUAGUUUGUCUUCUUCUGUUAAAAAUGGAUCUACUCCAAAGGUAGAUUGUGGUGUUAGGGUGGAUCCAAGCUGCUGUCUGUAAAGUUCUGCUGCUUCAGCUGAGUGAGGCAACAGCUCCUGUGGGAUUUUUUUGGGACACCCACUGCCAGCCAAGUCGUUUGGUGUUCCUUUUCCUGUAAAAUAAAGAUACUGUUGACAUUGAGA